Messenger RNA from Saccostrea cuccullata (small rock oyster), 468 nucleotides. RefSeq lists its product as uncharacterized. Lineage: Eukaryota; Metazoa; Mollusca; Bivalvia; Ostreida; Ostreidae. The annotation marks the transcript as partial. The record is from RefSeq and is a predicted model, not a curated record. The transcript has 2 exons.
AUUUUUGUUUUUAUUUUAAUUUGCCAUUUCAGUGCUGCAUCCUGGUGUACAAACUGUAAAUACACCACGCUCAAAUGCUUCUGAAAGGUUGAUAAUGCUGAAAGGGAUAAUCCAGUCAUUUUAAGGCAGACUGGUGCCUUGCUAAAACUGGAAGAAAAGAUGAAAGCAUUGGAAGAGAGGGUGGAACAACUGGAGGAACAGAGCCAACAAGGAAAGAAUAAGAAAUGUGUUUGUGAAAACUGGAAAGAGAAAGUUAAAUUACAGAUGUUGGAGAAUGAAAUUCAACAUAAACCAGGUGUAUUUAAGCGGAUAAGGAAGAGCAGGGGUGGUCAAAAUGAAAGUCAGAAUGUCAACGCCGAAAUGAAUGUUACGGCAGGUUUGUGUGCGUUUUCCAGCAUCUUAAGUAGGGACAGAGGAAGUACAGGCCAUUCUCAGAAUAUUGUCUUUGAUAGUGUGAUCACAAUACAC